UAUUUUCUGCAAGUUAAAUAUGGCUGAACCAAGAGAUAAAAGUGAUGAAAUGAUUAUUUAUAUGGAUAAGAUUGGCGAUAAAGAACGAUUGACAGAACCAUUGACUUAUAAACCUUUAGCGCCGAAGACUAUAUCGCGUUCCGGUUCCAUGCUCGAGACAGACAAUAUAAACAAUCCACGACCGACGUCCGGCCCAGAAAUCGAUGACCUAGAACCGACAGGAAGUUUUCCAACAGGAUUUGAUCCUCGGAUAGGAAUUGAUGAUGGUCUCCUGCCAAGUGAACCAGGGGUAUCAGAAACCCCAAGAACUCCAUUUUUACCAUCGCCAUCUAUGCCGCCUAUUCAGCCGAUACCUGACGUGAAUAUCUAUCAGCACAAGAAAACGCUCGCACAAGGAAUGAUGGAUCUGGCUCUUUUGUCUGCUAAUGCAAAUCAGUUGCGUUAUGUUCUACAAACUGACGGGGGGCAUCCGUAUUAUUAUCCAUCAUUGGUGCUAAUUGGCAGCAGUCUAAUAUUACAAAUUGCAGUGGGAAUAGGAUUAAUUUGGAAUAGUAGAUACGACGUUAAUGAUAAUGCUCAAAUGUGCAAGGCUAAUCGGGCUAAUAAUUGGACAGUGAUCGAUGUCUCUUGCCCCAUUACCUGGAGUACUAAUUGUAAGAAACUACAAUUACAAGCCAUUGCCGUGACUAAAACUCUACCUGGUACGCAAGGAACAGGUCAAUUGUGUACGAUCAGUCGAACGUAUAAGAUCGCCGAGUAA
Messenger RNA from Bombus pyrosoma, 760 nucleotides. RefSeq names its product ninjurin-A-like. The record is from RefSeq and is a predicted model, not a curated record. Lineage: Eukaryota; Metazoa; Arthropoda; Insecta; Hymenoptera; Apidae. Gene Ontology annotation, biological process: tissue regeneration; cell adhesion. The transcript has 2 exons. Bases 20 to 760 code for a protein of 246 amino acids. Gene Ontology annotation, cellular component: membrane.